Oppiella nova is the source of this 705-nucleotide messenger RNA. The record is from the annotation of a GenBank genome assembly. NCBI's taxonomy places the organism in Eukaryota, Metazoa, Arthropoda, Arachnida, Sarcoptiformes, Oppiidae.
AUGGAAACGACUCAAUCACAGAGUGGUAAAUACGAGCCAAAUGUUGGCUCAUUUAUUACAUACGAUGAGAUCAGACAAGUGAUUAAACGGGGAGAUCUCAUCGAAAUCUGGCGCUCUCUCAUCGAAAGCCUGCGCCCGGGUUAUAAGCAUUGGGUGAUAUGCGAGUCCAUCGAUGACCAGGGUGUUAUCUGGUGCUAUCACGUGACGUCUCUCACCAAAACGGACUUGUUAAAGGUGUACGUGAAAUAUGAACCACUCAUUGAUAUACUGGCUAAAAAGGACAGGACUAAAGGGUGGGACGUGUGUCGGAUCAACAAUCAGGAACAGGAGGCCCACAAGACUGGACUUAUAGCCCGACCACUGGAUCAGGUGUUUGAGGAGUUACGGACAUUAGUGGACCAAAAAGUGGAGUACGAUUUCAAUCGCCGCAACUGCGAGUACUACUGCAUGUUAUGGAGGUACGGGAAGGGGUGGUCCACACAAGUGGAGGUAAUCGAAAGCAAAGUAUUAGAACCCGCCGCUAAGAUUGGUUUAUGGGUCGCCGGUGUGGGUAUGUUGAUAUCGCCCUACAUACUUAUAGGAGGGAUUGCUUUUUUGACGCCGAUCAUGCUCUACGAAGAAAAUAAAAGUAAAUUUCUAUUUAAACCUAUAUUUGAACGUGUAGCCUAUGGACUCGGUCUGAGACCUAAAAGGCCUAAAGCCUAA